AUGACGCGCGGUGGCAGAGGAGAGGAUGACAAUGAGGUGGAUUCAUGGGUGAAGAAAGAAUCUGAAUGGGAGGAAGCAGGAGAUGGAGAGGAAGACGAUUAUUCAGACGAAACCGAAUAUGAUGAUGAUGAUGAUGAAUCUUCAGAUGAAGACAACGAUUACUUCUCAAUGGAAAAUCGGGAUGUCCGCUUCGCUUCGGAGGAGAAGUGGGAGAGCCAAAUCAUGGAACAGAUGAAAUUCUCUGUCUCCACUGCUGAUCCAUUUGAUAUCAGGACGAUUUGGAAGGGGUCUCUGCACGUCGACGGGCCGUGCCAAUCUCUCGAUCCAAACCUCUUAUCUAUGAACAAUUUCAUGCCUCAGUUACCACUGAGAAUGAAGAAGAAGAAUAAUGAGGAGCCUUGCCGUCGAGCCAUCCAGGUGUUUGGUCUGACUGUAUCUUCUCCUGACAAUGUUGUUCAGGAGAUCUAUGGUAUGUUUGCAUUCAGAGAUAUACGAAACAGCCAAGAACGCAAUUUCAUCUUUGAAUACCCAAGAGACAGACCAUUUACACUUAAGCCGGGUUCUGAUAAGGUGCAACCCCUGAUUCAGCCUCCUCGCGGCAUUUACGCAAUAGGGCCAGUGGUAAUGGAGUAUCACCUAAUGAUCAAAGGUCAAGAAGAACAAGAAGAUAGAGUAUUGGUAGAUGGUUACUCCAUCUACUGUCCAUCUUUCUACAAAGAACGUUCAAGGUUCCACUGGCACAUUGACACUGGCCACUGUGGUGCCAUUGAUCUGAAGAUGGCUGCUGUACCAAACGCCGUGCUGGCCACAGUGGAGAUCGAGGUGAUUCGUCUCGGAGGAACUCACUACGAUUCGCUUGCCAUUGUUGUCGCAUUAUCGAUAAUCAAGGGUAUGUAUUUGGUUUUCGAUGGCAAGGUUAGCGUAGGCAAGCUACUGCCUUUCACGGUGUGCAUCAACAGAGAGAUGCAUCUGAAGCUGUUCGUGUACGGCUACUCCAGUAGUCAGAUUGGACAUGGCGAUUGCUCUCCAGAUGGUGUUGUUAGUGAUUACGACAAUGAUGGGUUCUUCUCCGCAAGCGAGGAUGUUUAUUACGACGUUUUGAAUUUCAUACCACAGUUUGGAACCUAUAAGAAAAUGUCACACAAUCUUGAAGAUAUGGACGUGUCUGUGACGGUAACCUGGUCUAGCUUGUAUUAG
Oryza sativa Japonica Group (Japanese rice) is the source of this 1197-nucleotide messenger RNA. RefSeq lists its product as uncharacterized. The record is from RefSeq and is a predicted model, not a curated record. Lineage: Eukaryota; Viridiplantae; Streptophyta; Magnoliopsida; Poales; Poaceae.